CAUGGCGAUCGCAAGUCGAAAAUUUCCAAUUUCAGGAUAAUAAAUGCGCAAUUUCGUGAUCAAAGAGUUGAGUUAUCGUGAUCUGUCCAAGAUUCCAAACAUCCAUGAUGAACCAGCAUCUUUUACUGGCUUUACUAUUGGCCUCAUCAGGCUUUGUCCAUUGCACCCAUCUUACACGUCAGAGGCCGUCCUUCGUCACAGAGCCGCAGAAUUUGAUCGUGGAGAAACAAGCGUCAGUGGUUCUCAACUGUACCAUACAAGAUUUAGGGAGUUAUUCAGCAACAUGGCGCUACCUCGACCAUGACAUCACAAUAUCAGUCAACGAGACGAUUUAUGCAUCACACAAGGACCAUUAUAAGAUCCUCCGUCCUCCUGUAUCAGAGACGAAAAAAUCCCAUUCGAAUUGGUUUCUUGAGAUCAAGAACGUCGACGUGGGUGACAUCGGGUACUAUUCUUGUGAGGUGGAUGGUAUUCCUGGCUUGCUGCAGGUCAGCUUGAUCAAGCUUGAAGGUGUUGCUGCUCCACCAAAACCUAACGUAGUACAAAAAACCAAUUACACAGCUUGUUGCAAGAAAGAUAAGGUGAUGAAAACAUGUUUACCGAUGUGCAGCCCACACACUUUCGACUCUGAAACAUUCCACUAUGAAUUGUGCCACAAAAAUCUCUCAGCUAUUCUCAACUGUGGUUCAGAUGGCAGGAAUCACGUGCCAUGCUGUAGGCAGCGCCAGGUGCCAGACCAGUGUCUCGAUCUCUGCCUGAACCAGGUCAACUUCACCGACUUCACAACGCACAUGGCCAAAGAGUGUUACGACAGGAUGAAGGAUAUCACCGAGUGCUUUGCUGAAGGCCAGGUUGCCCUACCAGGACCACCUGUCAAAAUUCACUCCAAUGCAGUCAGUAAGAUGUCGGUCUUUGUUGGCUGGGAUAUGCCUAAGUUCAACAAGGAACUGGUCACAGGCUACAGGUUGUUCUAUGCCAAGGCGGACGCUACUCAUUUUACCGCUACCCCUGUCAUCCAGCAGUUGUACCACAUCCUCACCAACCUGGAGAAGGACACCUUCUACAAGAUGUACGUGCAGGCUAUCAGUAAUCACGGCUCAAGUCUACCUUCAUAUCUAAUCAAGGUGUUUGUCAAGGAUAUUACGCCUGUUGACGGAGGCAAGAUUGUCAUGGAUUGCUGCAAGAUUAAAGGCGUGUCCAGCGCGUGCCAACCUAUCUUGUGUGGUGGUCCAAACACUCAAACUAUUGACUCGGGCAAAAUGAUGGACUGCGUCGGAGAUUUCCAGAAGUCUUUAAGUUGUUACUCUGGAGGACGGGAUCAUACGCCCUGCUGUCUGUCCAAGGGCGUGCACGCCUCGUGUCUGGACUUCUGUAAGGGAACGGCGUCACCAGUUUUGGAUAUCAAUCACCUGAUGUGUGUCUCGUAUAUGAACGAUAUCUCAAACUGUCUGAUGGAGGGACUUGGCAUCCUCCCUGCUGCUCCAGAAGACAUUUUGAUAUCGGCAGUAACCAUGGACAGGGCUGAUAUUUACUGGAAACCUCCCGCUACUCACCCGGAGCGAGUUAUGCACUACAUCAUCAAAUAUAAACCCAAGCACAGUAACUUGUUAUUGCCAAUGGAGAUUCGUGUGGACAACAGAACACUGAACACCACCCUGAAAAACUUGACCAAAGGCACUCUGUAUGAAACGUACGUGUUGGCGGGGAAUUCGGCGGGAACAAGUCCACCAUCGUCUGUGGCUAACUUCCUGACAUACAGCUACCACCCAGACUCUGGUAUCGUACUUCCCCCAGCACAGAAAGCGCCCUACAACGUCACAGAAUGCUGUAUUGAAAGGAAACUAAAUAGUGAAUGUCUGCCCAUGUGCUCCUUUAAGUUGGACAUCACCAUUUUAAACCGUGUGCCCUCAUUCUGUAAAUCGGACCUCGCUGCCACUAAGACUAUUCUAGCCUGUGGAACAGAUGAUCGUGAUCACACUCCGUGCUGCAAACGUGAGCAAAUUUCGGCGAAAUGUCUGGAGACCUGUCGGAUGACCCAUAGCGGCACAUUGGACGUGAGUCAUAAGGAAUGUUUCAUCAACAUGACCACGAUCUACAAGUGCUAUGAGGAGGGGAAUGCACUGCUGCCCCUACCUCCUCGAGACCUCAAAUUCAAGUCUGUUACUGCACAUACCAUGAGCAUUUCUUGGAUGGAGCCGGCAAAGGCACCUGAGGGUGUGUUGUUCUACAUAGUGGAGUACAAAAAAGAUGGGGAAACAGAAUGGAUGCAGGAAAAGACAGUUCAGAAAGAAUUCACCGUGCAGCACCUGAAACCAGACUCAAGGUAUUCGGUCCGAGUUAAAGCCGGGAACAAGUAUGGGACGAGUCUACAUGGAAAUGCGAUUGGCAGUGAGCAGACAAAUGCUGAGGCGUCUGGUGGUACCACUCCUACGCAACCACCGCCACCAAAGCCUAUCACAAAUGUCACCCAAGAUAUAUCAGAGUGUUGUGCCAAGAGCAGUGUCAGUGACCCUUGUAAAAAAUUGUGUACUGGUGCUCGGCUUGGAAGUAUGCUUCAGUGUAAGAAUGACUUUAACAAGAUUAUCUCUUGUGCUGCAGAUAAACGAGAUCAUAGCAAAUGCUGCAAGAGACGCACUGUACCCUCCUUCUGUAUCAAGUACUGUCGAGGAGAAUCAGCUGACCAGCUCACAGCCUUGGCCUGUGCUACCCAUCUCGAGCAGAUAAGGGGAUGCUUCUUCGAGGGAUACAAUACUUUACCAAGUCCUCCGCUGGAGUUCACUAUCACAAAGGUCAUGGUCGAUGAGAUUGACUCGGCAUGGAAGCCAUCCACUUUUACACACGAUAAAAACAUCAUCUAUAAUCAGCAUUAUGAUGAAGGUGGCCCAUACAUAAACAAGAUUAAGGAGAAUGUCAAAAGCCCCUACAAGCUUGGCAACCUGACAGAAAACACCCUCUAUGAUCUCUACACAGUCUCUGAGAACCAAUAUGGAACAAGUCUUCCCUCGGCUAGUUUCUCCGUCUACACUUACGAGAAAGGUGCAGAUGCAUUUCAAAUCACUGUGAGCUACAGUCCAAAAGGUUACAUCAGGGAAGGUCAAGAUGUGACCUUGAAGUGUGUGGCGUCUGCUGCAUGGCCUAACCCACCUACCAUCCAAUGGGGGAGGAAAGAAAAGAAGCUUAUCGAGGCUUCUGAGUACAAACUUACCAAUGUGAAGAUUGCAGACAGAGGACUCUACAGUUGUGAAGUGAAAAAUAACAAUGACAAACCCAUAAUAAAGAGUAUUUACCUCCGGAUGCAAUAUCGACCCACAGUAGCGGUAAAGGAUCACUGGGUAGACGUGUUACCAAGGCAACAUAAGAAUGCAACUCUGAGUUGCUCCUUUGAGGGAUAUCCCGAGAAACUUGUUUGGUAUUUCAACGGAUAUGAAAUGGAUAAAUUUACUUAUGCGUAUGUGACGACAAAACGUGACGAUGCCACAGGAAUCACGAAGUUUAAUCUCAUGGUUGAGAAGGUGAUAAGUUCUGAUUAUGGCACCUACAGUUGUGUUGGUAGUACCCCUGGACUAGGCCAAGCUAGAGGAUAUAUUCACCUCUAUGAUAAUACUACCAGUACACCACCAGAGAAGCCUGCAGCAAAGGUUCUCAAUGUGACAGAUUGCUGUGUUAUAAAGGGUGUCGCAAAGAAAUGUCAGGUGGCAUGUCAGUUUGACGUUGACCUGACUCAAAUUAAAGACGUCCUCGUCGACUGCGUAAAAGAUCUCAAGAACAUCAUGCUGUGUGGCGCGGAUGGGAAGGACCAUACAGUGUGCUGCAAACAGAAUUCCGUACCUCUUGAAUGCCAGUCGUUCUGUGCGGGAGUUGUCCCCAAAGUCUCAAUGGAUAAGAUGUUGUAUUGCCUUGGGUUUUCAACGCAAAUAAUCUCCUGCAUGGAGCAGGGCAGUGUUCUCAUUCCGUCUGCUCCAAGAAAUUUACGAGGGACAAGCGGCGAUGACUGGAUUAACAUGAAGUGGGACCCGCCCCUGCAGAAUCCUGACUUCGUCCAGCAGUACGCGAUCUAUUACCGAACCAGUAGUGGUGGGAAAGAGAGAAUGGUGAUGGUGGGGCCUAAAGCAAAUGACCCGAGAAAUUUUGCGUCAUCUGAGUUCCGGUACCGGACACAAGUACGCAUUGAGAAUAUAGGAUCGGGGAGAGAGUACACCAUCUAUGCGAUUGCGAGGAAUCAUCACGGCAAGAGUGCAUAUUCCAAUACGCUGAUCAUAUCAACGACCGGGAAACCUAACCCACCCCAACAGCUGAUCUGUGUGCCAACAAAUACCAAUCUCAGGUUGUCGUGGAACGCCCCCAUGGGCUCUGUACAUUACUACCAGUUCCAUGUGUAUUACAGAGCGGAUGAAGUUACCGAUCAUUAUACUGAGAAACCGACUGGUGCGUUCAACUAUCUUAUCGAUGAGCUGCUACCUGGUCAGCAGUACACGAUCUAUGUCACAUCCGUUAAUAAGGUUGGACAGAGUGUGCCUUCGAACAAGUGUCACGUUUAUGCACCGGGAAAAGCUCCUCCGAAAACUACUCCUGCACCAAGUCCUACUGUUGGGAGGUCAAACAUUGGUCUUGGUAUCGGACUUGGUUUCGUUCUGGUCAUCCUGUUGAUAGCUCUUGGUGUCCUCGGCUGGUACAUGUGGAAGAAACGCGGAGCAACGGCUGGAAAGAAGCCGACUGUUUCCUUUGAGAAUCCUGCGUAUAAACCACGGACAGACAACCCUGAUGCCACCGGUGGGGCAGGGGCAGUGCAGAUCUCUGGCCUACCAAACCAGGAGGAGCAGCCUAUUCAGGCAUUCACUCCUCUACCAAGUACGAUAGGGCCUCGACCCACUGCUGGAGCCAAUGGCACCGACACUGUCAUCGGCAAUCCUCAUACCAUGCCCCCACCCCCUGCUGACAAUGAUCUUGGGGUGUCGCUCGGUCAACUCGAUGUGAAUCGUCUCGAUCCAAAUCAAGUCAAAGUUGAGAUAAAUUACGAUACAGGAGUAUCAGAAUCAUAAGUCAAGGUCACAUAAUUAGACAAUUCAGGCCAAGGUCACUUGGCUUGCAGGUCAAAUAUCAUUUGACCUUGAGGUGGGGUUCAUUUGAAAUGACCUUAUCAGGGUCAUUUUCAUCGAGUGGAGAAAACAUUGAACUGUAGCAAGUCAUGUCGGGCCCUGAUUCUCGGACAGAUGAGUAUUAUGGUGUGGAAGAUUUACGAAGGAUCAAAGUGCAAGACAGAUUGUGUUCUUCUUGGGCAGUUUGACAAAAGUUCACGUGUUGUGGAAAACUUUGCUAAACCGUGUAACAAUCAUUACACCCAGGGUAUUUCCCUUGUAUUGGUGUCUAGAGUCUAGGGCACCUCAAGAUGGUUCAUGAUGCCUCUAAUGUGCCAGUCACUACAUCUAUUCCCUCCAAGAUUGUUUCUUUCACCAAGGAGUCCUAAAUAAACAAUCGGUUAGCUCACAAAGGCGUCUACAUGUAAUAAGUAAUUUGGAAAUUGAAUUUCAACUUGUUAAAGUAAACCAACUUGAGGUGCCGUAGACUAAGAUUUACAAUCAAAGAUGCAUACGGUUUUGAUUUAUCAUUUGCAAGUAAUCGCUGGUAUAAGAUUCUAUUUGACAUUCCACUUUCUGAUCAAUGAUUCCAUGUACCCUUGAAUGCCGGUAAGCUGAGCCUAAGUCCAGAGCUUCUGGGAUUUAUAUUCUAAAGCUGUGGGGAUUUGAAAGGAUGUGUUCAGGGUAUAUGACUUUACAUUGAGUUGGGUACUUUUCAAUAAGAUUCCAUCCAGAUUAUUUUGAUAAAAAAGUUAAAGAACAGUCCAGUUGAUAUACAUUCCAUCCACUGGUGAAAAUUCCGUCGAUCUUGUUAUAUUGUCAGUUUCAAUUUGAAGUUAUUUGAAUUUCAAUGAGAACGAAAUUUCAGAAUUAAGGAGUUUAAAUAAUGUGAUAAAGGUCAUCAAUUUAUAAUAUUGUUACAGUCCAUCCGAUUUUUAAUUCCAUCCUCAAACUCACAGUCAGUGUUGUUAUAUCUAAGCCAUUGUUAUUACAGUUCUUCUUCUUCUUCUUCUUCUUCUUCUUCAGCGUUCGCUCUGCACUUGGAGGGGUCAUUCUCCUAGGAGUAAUCCUCCUCCAAGGCGGGAUGAGCGUAUCCUGCGUGCCACAACGGUUAGGCACCAAUUGGGUUUAUUGGCCUAGUGGUCCGACUUUGGCGAGAGAGAUAGAGUCCACGCAAGCUACUCAUGUUUCUCACUUGAUGGGGUCUUAGCUUGACCUGGCAUAGACACCAGGUACAAUGAACCUCGGUUUUGAGUCUCAUUCGAAGGACUGUGAAGAGCCAGGAAUUUUAGUUCCUUGAAAGCCACGCCGGUUCAUCCAGACAUACGAUCCUGGGUUCUCCCCGGGAUCGAACCCGGGCCCUAUUGCGUGGUGGCCAGCAGUGUAAACCACUAGGCCAUGAGGCUCCGUUAUUACAGUGAUUUGCAGUGCUUUCUUCAUCGAUCAUGUUGGUGUGAAUAUAUUGCCGUCCUCGACUGCUAGACCUACUGCUGCCAUCUAGCGAGAAGGUUUUGAACUCGACGUGUAUGUGGUUCAUUACAUAAGAGGUUUAAAAAUCACUCCACACACUUAUCUUUGAUUAUCCGUGCGCUGAUUCUUACCAUCCUCUAGUGUGGCCUGCCUCAAACACCUGUAAUAAGUGAUUAACUUAGUUUGUAUUGUUCAAUUCUUGGGACCACGUCCAUCAACCUUGUCUCCAAGUAUCACUCUAGUGUUUUGGUUGCCCUGCCAUGCACUUCUCUUACCCUUGGAACGAGGUCAUUUUGGAAGGAUCUUGCCAGAUAUGUUUGCAAACUGGACAAAAGACUGGCACUUGGCGAUAUCCAGAUGACCGCUGAACCAGGGAUCAGCCAGGUCAAGGCUACCACACACUGGGGCUGUUUUUGCUGCAUUAGUUUGUCCUUUCGUUAUUAAACAUAAACAAGACCAAUAUCAUGGGGAAGGUGCUGUAAAUAUGCUUAACUCGGGAGAAUAUGAUGAUUAUGUGCCAUACCUAACUCAAUUGUAAGUUUCGAGCUGAUAUUUUCCUAUUGUGUUGUACUGUGUUAAAGGUAUACAUGUACUGUACAAAGUAAUCAGGAGUGCAAAUCUCCGAGGUUGAGUAUUCUAUGUAAUAUUCUUUUAUUUUCAAGAAUUGAAUAAUGCCCAAAAUAUUGGUAUGCUGUGAAAUAAUGAUGAAUAUUUUUGAAUGAUACAACCUUUAUUUGAAUUUCCUCUAUGUUUUAUGAUCUGUACCUGAGGUUAGAAGUACUUUUAGGUUCUUUCAGGUUUGAACUGUUUCAUGAACAGAAAAGCCAAAUUUUUAUUAAACUAAGAAAACCUUUUUGAAACGGUGACAACUCCCUGGCAGUAAGAGCUGAUUCUGAGUAUUGUUGUUAUAUCAACAAUUUGUUUAUGAAACCACUUUUGUUUAUUCAGAAUCUCUACUACUCUCCACCUAAAACGUCAACAUUUUUGUGUAGGAGUUGUGAUCUUGCGCAUUGCUCCUUUGUCGUGCAAUUUACCAGACUAUAAAAGAGAUCUGCUGAGGCCCUAGGCCAGUUUUCUUUUGUUUCUCCUUGAGUAGUUUUAGAUGCAAAUCGCUUGCCUCCAUUUAUCUAUUGUGUUGUCUGUUAACAUCUAUAAAUAGCCUGGAAGACUCCAGAAUAAUGAUUUGUUGUGUAAAGCAUGUAAUUUAGACCUAUAAUGUGUAUAUUCGAGAAGUAAAUGAUCUAUUUGUUAUUGUAGGUGAACAGCUGAUUCUACUGUGUUCAAAUACUAUGUCAACCCUGCAGCUAAUAUCACUAGAUACUAGUGUAAUUGGUAUUGACCAUGAUAAAUUGCAUCUGAUUCAGUAGAACCUCUUUAUAAAGGACACCCUUUGUACUGAAAAAUGCUGGCAUUUAUAGCGAGGCGUCCUGAUCUGGUUGUAUAGAAAUGACCCAUUUGUGACCGAAAUCACUGUCCCCAAUAGGGAGGGUGUCCCGCUAAAAGAGGUGUCCUCUAAGGGAGGUUCCACAGUUCAUUUAAUGAGGAUUUCUCAUAAAUAAGCCAUUGUAUUCCUAAGUACAUGCAUGUCGAAAUCUUACAUUCACAACUGUAUAGAAAAUCCGUCUAUGGUAUGUCAUAUCACAGAGUUGCUAUAUUUAUUAUUGUAUGGUAUGCACAUACAUUUACUCUGUCUGUUCAAUUAUGCGAGCAAGGCUUUCCUUCUGUUAUUCACCGUAUCGUCAUAUUGAGUAUGAUAAAUGGUAAUCAAUUAUAAAGGCCAAAGGUGUUGACCAAUCAAAGUGCGAGUCCACUGUUGCCUACGGUCCACCUGUGUGGUAUCUUUGAGUUGUCACGGCAUAGACACAAGACACCAGAUACAACAGACUAUACCUUCCUAUCCAACAGACGGCACUCCAGAAAAGCAUCAUUCUAUUGACUGGUUCAUACCACUACUCUGAAAUGACCUCUGUCCCUGUCUAUUGUGAGCUAACAGAAAGAUCCCACUCAGCUAAUUGAACCAGCACAGUAUGUGUAUUUGGCUUGUAGCUCUAUUUUUCAUAUUGUGUGUUGUUUUAAUGAAAUGUGUAUAUAUACGUUGUAAAUGCUAAAAGCUUUAAUUCAUACAUUCCUCAAAUUUGCUGACUGAGUGGAUGGGUUAACCAUGACCUCAGUCCUCAUGGGUUAAUGACGUAGUUGUGCUUUAUCUUUUUAUCAUCUGUCAGGCAAUUACCGUCCUUAGAAUAGAGUGGCUCCCACUGUCCUCAGAUUGGCUGACCAAUUCGUCCAUUCUAAAGAUGUCUUGUUUAACGUUUUGAUGUUUGUGAUAAACUUUCAUUCACCCUGUUGUGUGAUAGAAUCAAAUCUACAGUGUUUUAUAUCAACAGUCUCAUAUGAAGACCUCGCUUGUUGGUUUAAGCAGAUAUUCCAGAGGUAAAAUCCAUCCAAAACUUCUGCGCACUGAACUGGGAUUGGUUGUUUUUGCCUCAAAUAUAUCAUUAUAUGUCACAGUUAUUGCACUAAUUCAACAACCAGAAACGAGCAUAUCUGCAAAAAGAAGCAUUUUAUUUGGGCCAAUGUGUUUUGCACUUAUGAUAUUUACAUUCCGGCAAAGCUGCAAGCUUAUAGUAGUUUAUUCUUAUGUAUAUUUCUGUUCAUUUCAAAUAUCUUCAGAUAUUUUAUUUUUACAAAUUUUAUGAACUCACUUGUGAAAAACUACUUUGCUUUAGUAUGCUUUCUAUCAUGCAAGAGUUUUGCAAACAUUUAUACUUACUCCCUCUUAAGAGGUUAUCUGAGUCAUCAACUUUUUCAAAUGAAUGCGAAAUGCACACCUGGGGUUAAUGACAAAUGCACACAUUAAACUUUUCAAUUAAAAGUUAAAAUUUCAACAUUGUCAAGCCAAAUUUUAGAGGGGUCUGGCAAAAAGCAUGUGAUUUGUGUAUUGAAAAUGUUGAUAAUAUGGAUGAUCUCUCAAGGUAUAAAAAAAAUAUUGAUGCCACCUAUCUAUCAAGUUUGUUCCUGGUUCAUAUUUUAAAGGGUCCCUUUGUGGUCCCUCUAACUCCAAUUAAGUUUGUGAAAACGUCACUUGCUAUUCUCUUUCAAUGAAUAUAACAAACCAGUGAACAACUCAUUGUGAAAAAGGAUUGAAUUGAAUUGUGAUAUUCUGCUAUUCAACCAUUAGUAAGUUUUUAAAUUGUUAGAUAGAAAAAGGGGAUAUGGUAUCUUAUUCUUGAUACUCAUUAUGCUCAGUAUUUCUUGUAUAGGUUUUUGUUUAGUUUGUCCUAGGAUAAGUUUUGUUGCUUCAUUAUUUUAGUCUCAUUGUUUUAUUUUUAUUUUUUAUUUUUAUUUUCAUUCCCUUUUUAUCUUGGUCUUACUCAAACAUAAUUUGCUAGACCUCCCUGUGUGUUGAAAAUAAAUGAUAUAUCAGAGAGGUUUAGCAAAUAUAUAUAUGACAGUUAGACUGAGACUAAGAUGAAAAAUUUGAAUACACCAUGUAUUUUAGCCGAAAAGUUCCCCAAGCAGGCUGGAUUAACUCAACACAUUAUCAUGUCGGUUGGGUUCUUUUGGCCCAUUGAGGUAGGCAUGCAAUCUAGUUCAGCUCCUCUGUUUCAAAUCAUGUGGAGCAGAAUUUAAUGCAGGGUCUACACCUGUGAUUUUGUAUUAUAUUGAUAUAAGUAGCUUGAUUUUUCCCAGUUUCAAAUGCUUGCAAUUACUGAUAUUUUGCUUUUGUCAAAUUUUCAUCAAAUCUCUGUUGUACAAAUCUACUAUUCAAGAUUUUUAAGAUAUUAACAAUUAAGAUAUAAGACUGAUGUUAGGCAUUUGCAAGAUAUUUUAUGCUAAAGAAAGAGAAACGAUAUUAGGAUUGUCGUACAAACACUUGAAGUAGGGGAAAUGUUGCAGAGCUUAUCGUUCAUUUGUGAAUUUCUUCUGUUCAGCAGACUUCAGGCUUCCUAAUGUACUGUUUCUUCAGGUGGGGGUUGUGGGGGGGGG
Molecule: messenger RNA, 10532 nt
Organism: Lineus longissimus
Lineage: Eukaryota; Metazoa; Nemertea; Pilidiophora; Heteronemertea; Lineidae
Product: Ig-like and fibronectin type-III domain-containing protein 2
Exons: 33
Coding region: 105-5039 (1644 amino acids)
Biological process (GO): cell-cell adhesion
Molecular function (GO): protein binding
Source: RefSeq, a predicted model, not a curated record